This is a messenger RNA of Diplodia corticola, 279 nucleotides long. RefSeq lists its product as uncharacterized. The record is from RefSeq and is a predicted model, not a curated record. The coding region runs from base 1 to 279 and encodes 92 amino acids. Lineage: Eukaryota; Fungi; Ascomycota; Dothideomycetes; Botryosphaeriales; Botryosphaeriaceae. The transcript has 2 exons.
AUGGUUCAGGAGGAGUUCUUCGUUAUUGGUACCUACAAGAAGUCAUGGGUCGGCUAUAAGUGCAAAAGAUGCGUCGAGCUUCUCUACCUUAAGGACCAGAACCCGCCUCCCUACACUUGCGACGGCCCCAACUGCGGCAAGAUUCUCGCUCCUCACUGGAGCAACUCAAACAAGCUUCUCUCUGCGGAGGCGGAGUAUGAGAGCCACGACGGCAUAAUGGUCAUCCACUACACCUUUGGCGAUGAGCCCGCGGCUUCCGAGGCUUCUUCAUCUCGCUGA